AACUCAUCUAUUAGUAUAAAGUGGAAAAGCAGAUGCUUCUAUAAACGCCAAUAUUAUUGUAUGUCGGGCUUAUCCCGUUAGUAAAUAGGCUAUAAAUGGACAAAUUGAUAGAAUACCAAUAAGGCUCGCAUAAUGCUAUAACGGACGUGUCUGAUGUUAAAUGAAUUCGAAUUUGAAUUCAGAGAAAAGAGGUACGACAUGGAAUUCCUUAACUUUUUAUUUUUAAAUUUUAUGAACACAUGGCAAAUUAUUUUAGUUAAUGUACAGAAGAGAACAUUUUAUAUACCGCAUGCUUAAUGUAAUACUGACUCUUUAGUAGAUAGGUCAGAAUUGAGUUACUUACAGAUGUAGGCUUCUGUUACCACUAUCUACCGUCUACCUUUUGAAUUAUGUUGAAAUUACGCAUUGUUGCCACCCCUGCAAUAUAUCCGUCUCUUUCACAUUUGUGGGAUCUCUCUUCGUGUUUUCGUCAAACAGAGACUCACGCCAGUUUGUGUCCAGCACUUGUAGAGAGAGGUUAUUAUAGUUUUAUUGAACGAAGACCCAAUCAUUAUUGAGUGUGUUUACGACUAAAUUUGAAGUUGAUAAUGUCGCUGAAUAGCUCGAAAAAGAUAAUAGAACUUAUUCGGACUCGAAAUCCGGCGCCACUAUUGGCAACACAAGAUAAAGGACACGAAUCAGUGCCAUCAACAGAAGUGACGAUGUUAACUGAUAUAACAAACAAUCCCGAAAAUCAGCAUUACUCAAACGUACAGGAAUAUUUUGAAGUUUUGGAAUCACCUUCAAUUAACAAUGAAAAUGACUUUCAUAACAUCACAGACAUCCACGAUUGCACUGAUGAAAAACAUUCCAAAUCUGAAAAUAGCGAUGUCGAUUUGAGCGAUCAAGAUUCGACAUACAUUCCAACUAAAAAGAAAAAGCAAAUACCAGUAUAUCCAAGUCGAUCAAGAUCAUCAGGGAGCUCCUCAUCUUCUACAUGUUCUUCAUCCUCAUCAACUUCAGGAUCUUCGAGUGAUAGUUCCGAUACAGACUCCAGUAAUGAACAAAACAAAAUAAAAAAUAACAUUGUUCAGCAAUCAGCAAAACAAUCGGAGCAAAGAAACAUUAAUGAACCUACAAUAACCGAAGUUGCGAAAAAUCAGGAAAUCAGACAAUAUACUACAUUACUAGAAGAAAAUGAAGGCGAGAAGAAGGGAAGGAAACGUAAACGGAAAGAAGAAAGCUGGAAACAGAAUAAAGCUAAAAGUCUGAGAAAUGCAGGAAAAUCAUACAUCAAUAUGAAAAAUAAAACAAUUAAUCCUCGUUCUGUUCAACUACCCUGUGGUAUUCAAUGUAGACUCAAAUGCUGUAAAAAGAUAACUGCAGAUCAAAGACAAACAAUUUUUGAUAUGUAUCGGAAUCUCGGCCAGGUUGAUGCUCAAAGAUCAUUCAUUAUGUCUUGUAUGACUAAUAUAAACCCAAAAUAUAAAUAUACAAAUGCUAGUAAUCCAAGAAAUUGCAAUAAAGCUUUCCAUUUCGUAGUAGAAGGGCAGUCUGUUCGAGUCUGUAAAACGUUUUUUAUAAAAACCUUAGAUAUUUCUGAUCGUGUUAUACGAACUGUCAGAAGCAAAAUAGAUGAACAUGGAAUUCUAGCACAAGAUCUGAGAGGACAGCACAACAACCAUGCAAGAGUUGAUAAACAACUACUAAACGAUAUUAAAGAGUUUAUAGAUUCGAUACCAAGAAUUGAAUCCCAUUACAUUAGGCAAUAUUCUACUCGUGAGUAUAUUGAUGGCGGGAAAACAAUUUCAGAUCUUUUCAGAGACUUUAAAGUAGCUCAAAAUGAAAAUAACAAAGCAGCUGGUAGAUAUUGUACAUUUUAUAAAGUAUUUACACAAGAUUAUAAUAUAUCAUUUUUUCGUCCCAAAAAAGAUCAAUGCGAUUUAUGUUUGCAAUAUAAUAACACGACGCUUCAGCAAAAAGUAUUACUUAAUGAUUUGUACAAUGCCCAUUUAGAAGAAAAAACAUUGAGCCGCCAAGAAAAAUAUAAUGAUCGCUGCAAAAUAGAUGAUGGAAAUAAAGUUCUUGUGUUUGAUCUACAAGCUGUUUUGCAAUCUCCUAGAGGAAAUAAUUCAGCAUUUUAUUACAAAUCAAAAUUGAAUAGUUACAAUUUCACAAUAACGCUUUUAAACAAAAAAGUUGACGGUCAAAUUAAAGACUCGUAUGACGACGUACACUGUUUCUUUUGGAACGAAACUGAUGGUAAACGCGGGGCUAACGAAAUCGGAUCUUGUUUACUAAAUGUUUUUGAGAAGCUCUCAGCGGAGUCAGUAAAUGAGAAUGGGUGUAACUUAAUUCUAUAUUCUGACAAUUGCUGCGGUCAAAAUAAAAAUAAAUUCAUAGUUGCAGUUUACCUGUAUGCAGUCACUCAUUUAAAUAUUAAUACUAUUACUCAUAAAUUUUUAGUAAAAGGUCAUACACAAAACGAGGGUGAUAACAUCCAUAGUCUUAUAGAAAAGGAGAUUAAAAAAAAUCUAAACUCGGGUCCAAUAUAUUCCCCUCACCAAUAUGUAACCAUAAUUAAAAAUGCAAAGAAGUCUGGCAAAAAAUUCUCAGUACAUGAACUAACAUUUGAGUCAUUUUUAGAUUUGAAAAAACUUCAAGAAGAUUGGGGUGUUAACUUUAAUAAAAGUAAAAACGGGACUACUGUUUUAUGGAAUGACAUAAAGGUGAUAAUGGUGAAAAAAGAUACACCUUUUUCAUUUUUCAUUAAAACUUCGUACAAACAUAACGUAUACCAGGAAGUAAGCAUCAGAAAUACAAGGAAGAAAAUGCUUCCUCUGCUUCUAAUUAAACCAACUAAUGCCUACAUACAAAAGAAAGAGCUAAGUGAGAACAAAAAGAAAGAUCUGAGAGAGCUUUUAUCAAAAAAAAUUAUUCCAAAUUUUUAUUUAGAUUUUUAUAACUCUAUUCUUUAAUAGUGUACCCACCUUAUAAUUAAUAAAUUAACUUAAGAUUAAUAAAACAAUGAUUACAUACCAAAGUUAUUUAAAAAAAUCUAAAAAGUUUAAUUAUGUUUUCUUUAUAAGUUUUGAUUUUGUUUUAUAGUAAUUUAACUAAACUUGAUUAAUACAUUGAUUUAUUUUAUAGGUUUAAUAACCAAAGUGUGUAUAUUUUUUAAGUUUGUUAAAACUUUUAUGUUCUAAUAUAGAAAUUUUGUUUUAUAAUUUCAAUUCAAACAAGCAAUUCUAUUGCUUUUUUUUGCAUUAUUUUUAUGUUGAUUUAUAGAACCAAUAAAUAAAAUUGAGACGUCAAAUUUCUUAUUUGUAUGUGCUACUGAUAAAGAAUACUGCAAUAAAAGUUUAUUAUUUAUAUUAAUGUCUUUUAAUAAUUUGAAAAUGGCUGGUAUUAAGUUUAUCGACAGUCUGC
Messenger RNA from Galleria mellonella (greater wax moth), 3408 nucleotides. RefSeq lists its product as uncharacterized. The record is from RefSeq and is a predicted model, not a curated record. Lineage: Eukaryota; Metazoa; Arthropoda; Insecta; Lepidoptera; Pyralidae. Bases 588 to 2957 code for a protein of 789 amino acids. The transcript has 3 exons.